AUGGCUUCAUCACAAUGUCCCACUGAUCGAAACUUCAUUGUAGUGGAUUUCCACUACAAUGGAACGUUUGCACCCAACCCAUUAGUAUACUUUGAUCCCGACAGACAAUCAGUGCGAGAUGUUGACUUCAGUGCUUUUGACUACGAGGAGUUCAUGGAAUUCCUUCAAAAGCUCACCAGAAGUAAAAGCAAAGACAUCUACUUUUGCCUUUCACAAGAGUCUUUAAGUCAGGGAAUUCAUACACUGGUGAAUGACGAUGAUUACAAAGAAUUUUUGGAUUUGGCUUAUGCAAAUGAAAGGAGAAUGAAUGUGUAUGUGGACCAAUAUAAUGAACCAAUCUUCGAAUGGAUUGAGGAAGAGGAAAAUGAAGAUCAAGACUACAGUUGUGAAGAGGAUGAAGACUCAGUCUUUCCGGACACUUAUUAUGUUGACCAUGAAGAAGAUGAUGCUGAAUAUCCAUUCCUAGCCAACAAAACCAUGGGUGACAGACAAGCAUGGAAUCAAAUAAAACCAUUGUUAGCAAGUUCCUCCAGGGGUAGUGGAGUAGGACCAAGUCAACCACCAGAUGCAGCAGCAAGCCAACCACCUCAACCACCUCCAUCACCACCACCAGCAGCAGCCCAACCACCACCACCACCACCAACAACAACAGCUGCAAGGUCUGUCCCAAGAAGGGCCCCAAUUGAUAGAAGUGUACGGAGGCAAUAUUUUGAAAGGAUUGUCAAAAUGGCAUUGAGGAGAAAUAUACUUGGGGUUGGGAGCAGUGCAGAGAACCAUGCAGUCAUUGAUUAA
Molecule: messenger RNA, 792 nt
Organism: Lactuca virosa
Lineage: Eukaryota; Viridiplantae; Streptophyta; Magnoliopsida; Asterales; Asteraceae
Source: the annotation of a GenBank genome assembly